Ornithorhynchus anatinus (platypus) is the source of this 3653-nucleotide messenger RNA. It is a transcript of the gene PHF20L1, whose product is annotated as PHD finger protein 20 like 1. Gene Ontology annotation, biological process: regulation of transcription by RNA polymerase II. Lineage: Eukaryota; Metazoa; Chordata; Mammalia; Monotremata; Ornithorhynchidae. The coding region runs from base 743 to 3559 and encodes 938 amino acids. Gene Ontology annotation, cellular component: NSL complex. The record is from RefSeq and is a predicted model, not a curated record. The transcript has 17 exons.
AUCUGCCGGUCGCACCAACCGGCCUCUGAAAGUCAGUUCCCUGCUGCCCCGACCCCCCUCUACUCAAAGCCGUAGUUAUUUUCUAGUAUUCCCGUGUAGAAUCCCAUCCCGGUUGCUUUGCCUUCUCCGGAAACGCCAGUGCAGGGGCUCCCCGAGGCGAUACCCAGCCUCCGGGCCGAUCCGGAGGGAAUCGUUGGGCGAUGGGCCGACCGCAGACUUGGCUUCACUGGCCUCGCCAGCAGUCGGCCGAGUUUGGUUCCCAUCAGCUAGGACCCACACCGAAGAGCCAGGAAAGGGAAGGGGCAAGGGAAAGUCAGGAUAGUCCGUCCGCUUCGCUAGGUGGAACCUAGCCCAGAUGGGAUUGGGGCAGGGCGAUGAAACCUGCUCCCCACUACCCCCCAAUCGCAGUGACUCUUCGGUUUCGUGCUUUCGCUUCUCUCCUCUCUCCCUCCCUCAUCCUCACCGAGCGCUGGGGCCUGGCUCCUCGGGAGAUGGAAGGAGAGGUUAGGAGCUGGCCGGAAGGAAGCCACGGGAAAAACACCAGACGUCGACGUGGAGAUUCUCAGACAAGAAGAAAAACGGCAAAUGUUCGUCGAUGGUUUGAGCGAGUGAUAGAUCAAAUGAGAAAUGGCCGUAGAUCUGAGAGAGUUGGACUGAAAUUGGGAAAGAAAAAACUUAGCACGAAUCAGGAAGGGGAUAAAAAAUGUGAACACUUUAGAUUACGGGAUUAAUCACCCAAAGAAUGUUUCCUACAUCAAACAGUGGCAUUUUUUUGAGUGCUUACUGUGCGGAACGCUGCACCACGUGUCAGGAAGACUAUAGUACGGCGGUGACAGAGAAGGACGGAGAGCCCGAGGGCAGAGGGCCCUGGGGAAGCGAUCCCGAUGAGCUUGGAAGCCGUGGGCCCAACGCUGAUAGGAGGAACUUUCACCGUUCAGUUCUACGACGGAGUCAUUCGGUGUUUAAAGCGAAUGCACAUCAAAGCCAUGCCGGAAGAUGCCAAAGGGCAGCUUUAGUUAAAGCUGCAGCUGCCGCAGCAGCAAAAAAUAAGACCGGGAGUAAACCUCGGACCAGUGCAAACAGCAAUAAGGAUAAAGACGAAAGGAAGUGGCUUAAAGUUCCUUCAAAGAGGGAAGAAACCUCAACCUCUGCAGCCAUACAGGAAGCUGAGAAAAAGGAAGAGUCGUCUACAUCUAGUGAAACGUUUGUAGGACUCCCCGUAGUGAACGUUCCAAAGAUGGUUUUUCCACAGCCCGAGAGCACCUUAUCCCACAAACGGAAAAGUAAUCAAGGCAACUCGUUUCAGGCAAAGAGAGCUCGUCUUAACAAGAUUACUGGUUUGUUGGCAUCCAAAGCCGUUGGGGUGGAUGGUGCGGAGAAGAAGGAAGACCACCAUGAAACAGCUCCAAUCCUGGAGCAGGCGAUUUCACCUAAACCUCAAAGUCAGAAAAAAAGUGAAGCUGAUAUUAACAGUUCUGCCAACACCCAGAAACCUGCACUGUUGCCCUCAACUUUGUCUUCAGGGAAGGCUCGCAGCAAGAAAUGCAGACUUGAAUCUGGAGAUUCUUCUGGGUGUCUAAAACCCCCUAAAUCGCCACUGUCCCCAGAGUUAAUGCAAGUCGAGGAUUUGCCGCUCGUUCCUCAGCUUCCAUCUUCAAUGCUAAAUAAAACUAGUCCAUCUCAGCCAGUGAAUCCCCCUAGACCUUCCAAACAUAGCGAGCGGAGGAGAAGAUCACAGCGUUUAGCUACUCUGCCGUUGGCUGAUGACCCAGUAGAAAAAGUGCCUACUCCCUCUCCGAUCACUGAUGGAAAAGUGUUCUCCAUCAGUGCUCAAAGUCAACAAGCGCCAUCCAUACCGGAGGUACCCGGUGUUACUCACAUAUCAUUUGAGAAGCUCGGACUCUGUCUCCCUCUUGACUUAAGCCGUAGUUCGGAUGUUACGGGAUCAUUAACCACAGAAUCCUCUUUCCGUAACGAGUGCCCCAGUAAAGAGAAGGAAGAGAUUCAGAUGAUUGCAUAUCAUUCUUCCAGAGCAGUAACUGACGGAAGAAUAGCUUCAACAGCGUCAGGAAUGUUGAAAAUGGAAAAAAAGGUGAAAUUGGAAGAGAAAAACUCCUCAUCGCUGGGUAAGAAAAGAGACAAGGACAAGGAAAAAAAGGAGAAGAAAGACAAAGACCACUACAAACCGAAGCAAAAGAAGAAGAAAAAGAAGAAAAAGAAAUCAAAACAGUAUGACUAUUCAGACUACGAAGAUAAUUCUCUGGAGUUUUUGGACAGAUGCACCUCUCCUCUCACCCGGUCCUCUGGGAGCUCUCUGGCUUUGAGAAGCAUGUUCACAGAGAAAAAUUCAUCCUAUCAGUAUCCAAGAGCAAUUUUGUCUGUUGAUCUUAGUGGAGAAAACUUGUCGGAUAUGGAGUUCCUGGAUGAUUCUUCCACGGAGAGUCUGCUGCUGAGCGGUGACGAGUACAAUCAGGAUUUCGACUCCACCAAUUUUGAAGAAUCUCAGGAUGAAGACGAUGCUCUUAAUGAGAUCGUCAGAUGUAUUUGCGAAAUGGACGAGGAGAACGGCUUUAUGAUUCAGUGUGAAGAGUGCCUGUGCUGGCAGCACAGCGUGUGCAUGGGGCUGGUGGAGGACAGCAUCCCCGAACAGUACAUCUGCUACGUCUGCCGGGACCCGCCAGGCCAGCGAUGGAGUGCAAGAUAUCGUUACGAUAAGGACUGGCUGAGCAGCGGGCAUAUGUGUGGCUUAUCCUUCCUGAAAGAAAAUUACUCUGACCUCAACGCCAAAAAGAUCCUGUCGACGCAUCACCUGCUCGCCGACGUGUACGGCGUGACGGAGAUCCUGCACGGUUUGCAGCUCAAGAUCGGAAUUCUCAAGAAUAAACACCAUCCCGACCUUCACCUCUGGGCUCGUUCGGGGCUCCGGAAAGACCAAGACCAAGUAGCCGUGGAUGUCCCGUCCAAAGCCACCCUGCUGCUGGGACCCGCUCACCCCGAGGAGAGGCCCUGCCCCAGGCAGUGCCGCAGGGAGCCGCCCAGCCCGGCGUCCAAAGCGCAGGGCGCCUACAUCACGAGCGAACACAGCUACCAAAAGCCGCAGAACCCCGGUCAGGACCACAGGGCUGCCGUGGAUCCUCGGAGCUCCGAAGACGAGGAGGACACGAGCAGUCUGGAAGAGGAGCGGGAAUUCUAUCGCGCCGGUAGAAACCGCCCGCCCCGCUCGGUCAAAGAAGAUGGGGCGACUGGACAGACAAAUGCAGCCACCGGGAGUACCGGCCACGGGGGGCCCGAGAAGAGAGGAGCAGCGGAGCCAGGGGACUCCCCGCUCCAGUGGCAGCUCAACCUCCUGACGCACAUCGAAAGCGUGCAGAACGAAGUGACCAGCCGGAUGGACCUCAUAGAGAAGGAAGUGGAUGUCUUGGAAAGCUGGCUGGAUUUCACCGGCGAGCUGGAGCCCCCAGAUCCCCUGGCCAGACUUCCGCAGCUCAAGCGCCACAUCAAGCAGCUGCUGAUGGACCUGGGGAAGGUGCAGCAGAUCGCCACCCUGUGCCCCGUAUGACGAAGGGGCGAGUCCGGGCCGAGCGCGGCCGUCCCUCUCCGUCUGUCCGUGUCUGUCCGGGGCCCGCCCCGCCCUCCCCCGCCCCCCGACCCGA